AUGACUGCCCUAGUGAAGCUUUUUUUCUCAAGCACAUGAGCAAGCACAUACCUCAAGAUUUGUCUCCAUGCACAUGAAUUUCUUACUCAUGCAAAACGCUUGAGGUAUGUGCUUGACUUUCUUGUCUCAUGCGC
Molecule: messenger RNA, 134 nt
Organism: Didymodactylos carnosus
Lineage: Eukaryota; Metazoa; Rotifera; Eurotatoria; Philodinida; Philodinidae
Source: the annotation of a GenBank genome assembly